AGUCAAUCCACGCAAUCAUGUCCGCCGUCAAGAAGCGCAAGGUCGCUCGCGAGGCCCCGGCCCCUGCUCCGGCUCCUGCGCCAGCCCCCGUGCCGGAAAGCGAUGUCGAAGCCUCCUCUCCAGAGCCCGCUCAGGAAACCCAACGCCCCAAGACAUUCCAGGAACUCGGAAUCAUCGACCAACUAUGCGAAGCCUGCGAUACUAUGGGGUUCAAAAAUCCCACGCCGAUUCAGUCGGAGGCCAUUCCGAUCGCGCUACAAGGGAGAGAUGUGAUCGGUCUCGCUGAGACCGGAAGUGGAAAGACCGCAGCUUUUGCUCUUCCCAUCCUACAAGCCCUGAUGGAGAAGCCCCAACCCCUAUUUGGCCUCAUCCUGGCCCCGACCCGUGAACUCGCCUACCAGAUCUCCCAAUCCUUCGAGGCCCUAGGAUCGACCAUCAAUGCCCGCUGCGCCGUAAUCGUCGGAGGCAUGGACAUGACCUCUCAGCAGAUCGCUCUCGGCAAGAAACCGCACAUCAUCGUGGCAACCCCUGGUCGACUACUCGACCAUCUCGAGAACACCAAGGGUUUCAGCUGCUCCCGACUUCAGUACCUCGUAAUGGACGAAGCCGACCGACUCCUGGACAUGGACUUCGGUCCCCUCCUCGACAAGAUCCUCAAAGUCCUCCCCCGCGAACGCCGCACCUUCCUCUUCUCCGCAACCAUGAGCUCCAAAGUCGAGUCUCUACAACGUGCCUCCCUUUCCAAUCCUAUCCGCGUCGCCGUCUCCACAAGCAAAUACCAAACGGUCUCCACCCUCCAGCAAUCCUACCUCUUCAUUCCUCAAAAGCACAAGGACCUGUACCUGGUCUACCUGUUAAACGAGUUCUCCGGAAAGUCGGCAAUUAUCUUCUCACGAACCGUGAACGAAACACAACGAAUCGCAUUCUUGCUUCGUGGAUUGGGCUUCGGGGCCAUCCCGCUACAUGGUCAGCUUUCUCAGUCCGCGCGAUUGGGCGCCCUUGGAAAGUUCCGUUCCCGUAGUCGUGAUAUCCUGGUCGCUACUGAUGUGGCUUCUCGUGGUCUGGAUAUUCCGUCCGUUGAUGUCGUUCUGAAUUACGACUUGCCGAGUGACUCCCCCAGCUACGUCCACCGUGUUGGACGUACCGCCCGUGCCGGAAAAAGUGGUCUUGCCAUCAGUUUUGUGGCCCAGUAUGAUGUCGAAGUCUGGCUGCGCAUUGAAGGCGCCCUGGGCAAGAAGCUCAACGAAUACGAUUGCCCCAAGGACGAGGUUAUGGUACUUGGUGAGAAUGUCGCCGAGGCACAGCGGCAGGCCAUCAUGGAGAUGAAGAGUUACAAUGAGAAGAAGGGAAUUAAAGGAAAGAAAUUUGGCAAGCGGUCUCGGGACGAAAUGGAUCAUGAGGAGGGUUAAGAUAUAAACAGUUGAAGAUUAGCCCCUCAGUUUACGAAGUUAAUACCCAAAAUGAUGAUUGUUCGCUCACUUGUACGGUG
Messenger RNA from Aspergillus sclerotioniger CBS 115572, 1489 nucleotides. RefSeq names its product RNA-dependent ATPase RRP3 (gene rrp3). The record is from RefSeq and is a predicted model, not a curated record. NCBI's taxonomy places the organism in Eukaryota, Fungi, Ascomycota, Eurotiomycetes, Eurotiales, Aspergillaceae. Gene Ontology annotation, molecular function: RNA helicase activity; ATP binding; nucleic acid binding. Bases 18 to 1409 code for a protein of 463 amino acids. The transcript is spliced from 3 exons.